Molecule: messenger RNA, 2066 nt
Organism: Onychostruthus taczanowskii (white-rumped snowfinch)
Lineage: Eukaryota; Metazoa; Chordata; Aves; Passeriformes; Passeridae
Gene: NARF
Product: nuclear prelamin A recognition factor
Exons: 12
Coding region: 351-1730 (459 amino acids)
Cellular component (GO): lamin filament
Molecular function (GO): lamin binding
Source: RefSeq, a predicted model, not a curated record
CUGCGGCCACAGGCGCAGCCCCGGCGGCAGGUACGGGGCCGGCGCUGCGCCCCGCUGCCCCCCCGGCGGGCUGCACUCGGGCUGUCGGCUGUCGUUAUUUUUUUUUCCCGGUGGAGCUGAUGAGCUGCGGGUCGUGCCCGCCCGUCCUCCCGUUACCUCGGGGCGGGAGGCUCUGAAGAGCCGGGGGUGCGGCGGCGGCGGCGGCUCCGCUCCCCGUGCUGCGGGGGCACCUUCCCCGCGGGGUCGGCCAGCGCUGCCCGCCCCGCGUCCCCUCCGGGGCCGCUCGGUGCCGCCCGCAGCGCCGGGCCCGGCGGCGUUUGCGGGCCCCGGCGGCCAGCACCGCGCCGCAAAUGAAGUGCGAGAACUGCACCAAAAAGGAAUGCAGUAAAAAACAGAAAAAUGAUGAUACACAAAGUGCAUCUGUUGAUGCACUGAGUGCAAAUGAUGGCUCUGAAGAGAAAAAUGAGUUUGAUACAUUGGCUAAUGCUAAAAUACUCCUUAGCGACUGCCUAGCUUGUGACAGUUGCAUGACAUUGGAAGAAGGAGCCAGAGUUUUCCAACAGAAUCAGAAGGAGUUCUUUCGUGUUCUCAACCUUAAUAAGAAAUGUGAUACCUCAAAACACAAAGUGUUGGCAGUGUCUCUAUGCCCUCAGUCAUUGCCUUAUUUUGCUGCUAAAUUCAAUCUCUCUGUGAAUGAAGCAGCCAAAAGACUCUGUGGUUUCCUCAAAAGUCUUGGGGUGCAUUAUGUGUUUGACACCACUAUAGCUGCAGAUUUCAGUAUCCUGGAGAGCCAGAGGGAAUUUGUGCAGCGCUACCAACGGAGGAACCAGGAGGAACAUGCCUUACCAAUGUUUGCCUCUGCUUGCCCUGGCUGGAUCCGUUAUGCUGAAAGGGUACUCACCAACCUGGUGACCUCUCACAUCUGCACUGCAAAGUCUCCUCAGCAGAUCAUGGGCUCCCUAGUGAAGGGCUACUUUGCCAGGCAGCAGAAUUUGUCUCCUGAUAAAAUUUUCCAUGUUGUCUUGGCACCUUGUUAUGACAAAAAGCUGGAAGCCUUGAGGGAAGAUUUCUACAAUGCCUUGUAUAAUUCAGCAGAAGUUGAUUGUGUCCUGACAUCAGGUGAAAUUGUCCAGAUAAUGGAACAGAAAAAUGUGUCAAUGAAAGAUGUGACUGAAGUAGCUGUAGAUAGUUUGUUUGAUGACUUGAAGGAGGGAGAUGUAGUGAGGCACGAUGGGAAGAGGUCUGAUGGUUACCUGGAGCACAUUUUUAAACAUGCUGCAAAGGAGCUUUUUGGCGUGGAUGUCAAGGAGAUCACCUACAAAGCACUAAAGAACAAGGACUUUCAAGAAGUUACCCUUGAAAAGGAUGGGGAGACAGUGCUGCGUUUUGCAGCAGCUUAUGGCUUCAGAAAUAUCCAAAACAUGGUCCUGAAGUUGAAAAAAGGAAAGUUUUUCUACCAUUUUGUAGAAGUCCUUGCCUGCCCAGGAGGGUGCCUCAAUGGAAAGGGCCAAGCCCAGACUGAGGAUGGCAAACCAGACAGAGCCCUGCUUGCCCAGAUGGAAGAGGUGUACACUGCCAUUCCUGUCAGGCUGCCAGAAGCCAACCUGCACGUGCAGAGGAUGUACCAGGACUGGCUGGAGGGCACGGACUCCAGGAAGGUCCAGGACACUCUGCACACCACCUACAGUGCAGUGAGCCAAAGCACCAGCAGCUUGGACAUCAAAUGGUAACACUGCAGAGCUGUGCUGGGCUGCAGCACUGGAGCCCUCUGUGCAGGGAGGCUCUGCCAGCUGGCUUCUUUUGGGAAGAAACAUUGCUUUGCAAAACCAGACAAGUCUCCAAAAGCCCUGGUUCCUGCCACUGUCAUUUAACUUCUACUGUUUGUCAUAUCCUGCAUUUCUUCAUUCUAAAGCCUGAUCUUGCAAGGUCCAUAAGCCCUUUCUGCCAGGGACAGGAAUUCCUGAUCCAGUUACUCCCUGAAGUGAAGGUUCACUGCACGAAAGGGGCUCCUCCAAGAGGGUGAGGUGAUUUUACUUCUAGGUCUGCAGUCCCUGUCAACACAGGAA